UUUCUCAAAAUUCCAUAAGAUUUAAAACAGUCGGCAUUUCAAAGCUUAAAGUAAAACGAACUUUUUAGCAUCAACAUAAAAAGUAAAAGGAGGAUAUUUGUGAAAACUUGGAAUCGAAGCAUAGAACGUGUGGAAAUCUUUGCAACUCGGAGGGAGAAGGAGUAAAACGAAUAACGAAAGCAAGGAACGGUAAAGCCAAAUGUUUACGCCGCCAAUAACACCUGUUUCCAUAGCAACGCGGUUUGUUGUCGCUUAUGUUCACUUUGCGCUUUGAGGUGUUUUCAGUUAGCCGGUUGUAUUUUUCGAGAGUGCACGUCAAGCUUGAUCGCUUGAAAUACGUUUUAUUUAUUCAUAGAAUAUUACCAUUUUAAUCAUGGAUAGUGCUUGUAAGGAUUGUGCUAGUGAGACAAUCAAAAUAAAACCUGUUUUAAAAUCUAAUUUUAAGUACAAGAGUAGUAACGAUGGCAUCAUUUUAAAUAUUCACCAUACUGUAAAAUCGGACGAUCAAGUUCUGAGAAUGCGGUUUAUCGUUGCGUGUUUCAAUCAUCAAAAUGACUUAUUCUUGGCUGUUGAUCACAGAGGUAACGUUUUUGUGUUCGAUUUAAUAAACAUGAAAUUCUGGAUUUGUCAUGACAGUGUGAAAUAUGCAACCGCCAUAGAAUGUGUCCCCGACAUUAACAAUGUGAUAGUAGGAGAUAAGGAAGGUUUGCUGCAUGUCAUGGAUUAUACCACGGGCAGCGAGAUAAUGCGCUUAAAAGCUCAUCAUACACGUGUAGAACGCAUUUCGUUUCCGUGCGGCAGUGGCCAAGUCCUAUCAGAGCCGUCCAGAUCUCAAUGGCGGCCACCGUCAACCAAAUCCGUCGAAGUGAAUGGAGGAAGCAAAAGCAGCAGCAGCAUCAGCAACGCCGGAAUACCGAAAGCAAGUCCUCGUCCGCUGUUUUUGCUCGCCACCACAACUGAAUGCGCAAAGUUGUACAAUGCUCGAAAUUUUGUUGAGUUGCAUCAAUUGAAUUACGGGGCCUUGCAUGCCAUGUGCCGCAUCGUCGAGCUCCGCUGGAUUCCUAGAACGUCGGAUUGGCCGCCCCAACUCAUAGGCCUUGGAGUUGAUGGGAUUCUUCGGAUUUGGAAAUGUGACUUUGAACUCACGAGAAAGUUAAAUCUGCAGAAGAUGAGAGACAAUUAUUUGAAAAAGUUUAAAGCCGAAACCAUCAGUUUCAGUUCUCCGUAUGAGGAAAGUAUUAGCGCCAACGGAAACCACAAGCAACGUGAAAUAGAACAAGUUAUCCAGAACAUAACCGGAGGCGGACGCGGCAACGGAAUUCUGAAUUCGAUUCAAUUCGACCAGAAAGGAAAAUUUCUGCUGUUCAAUUGCAUCGACAAUACGUUUCUGAUAGUCGCCUGUGAUGCGUGGCAGAUAUGGAAAAUUGUCGUCCUGCUCAACUUGUCCAUUAUCAAUUUCGAAAUCGUACAACAGCCAACCAAAAAUAAACCCGAACUUUCCAUUGUCGCAAAAACAGCUCAGAGUGAUUUGUUGCUAAUGAAUUUAGACGAUGGCUCUAGUCACAUAGUUCGCAGUCCGGAAAGCAAAUGCUAUAAAUUCUGUUUAUCCGGCAACGGGAAAAUGUUAGCAAAUCUAGUGAAAAGCGGUGAAAUUUUGCUACACAAUUUGGAAUUCUAUUCGAAUGCCGUGACUACGAAUAAAUUACACUAUUCCGCCACUACUGGAACCAAAGCAAGCGGAAAAGCGCCGUCCCUUGUCGGAACGUCAACGAGCGAUCUACGAAAACGACGAAAUGAGGAAGUGAGUCAAACGAAUUCCCGAGGAAAUCUGUAUUCAGCAACUUCAGCUGUUUCAUCGCUCUACUACAGCAGUAUUCCACAGAACCCGGUUGCAACAGCCAAAGGUGUAAAUUCCGCCAGUUCCCUCGCUACAAAUAUCACUAGAUCAGCAACCUCGUUAUCAAUCUUCCGAAGAGAGAGCAAGUUGAAAGUGGACCAACGGUUGGAGGAAAUUCAUACUAAGAUUUCGGAAACGUUGGCCAAGAACCGGCUUCUCCCGAUACUAAAGGAAUUUGGCGAAUAUCCGCACAAACACAGGCUAUUAAUAUGGCGCACUCUGUUGCAGUUGCCAAUGAAUAUCGAAUGUUUGGACCGGCUGCUGCAGCAGGGUUACCAUCCAUGUGUGGCUGAUUACGAUCGGAAGUUCUCGCAAUAUGAACUGCGAACAGUGAGGAACAUGAAAAAAGUUGUUUCCGGUCUCGCGAGCUGGGCGGUAGUUUUUGCCCAAUGUGAAUUUCUGCCAUUUUUUGUGUACCCUUUCGUGCGCCUUUACCAGAACGAUUCCCUGGCGUGUUUCGAAACCGUGGCCACGAUUCUGCUCAACCAGUGCCAGCUGUGGUUUGAGUUCGCCCCGUUAGAGCCAUUCAAUUAUUUGGGCCUGGUGGAAAACGUCCUUUGUGAGCUGGAACCAAAACUGAUGAGUUUUUAUCGCGAACGUAAUAUAUCCUCACGCGUCUAUGCACUGACAAUGAUGCAGACUGCAUUUGCUGAGAAUUUCGAUGCCAAUCAAUGGGUUCGCGUUUGGGAUCAUGUGUUAUCGAACGAGACGUAUUUCAUGGUGUUUUUCAUUGCGGCCUACAACGCCGCUCAUCGGUCAACUAUUAUGAGUUGCGCUUCCGCGAACGAUGUGGAAACAUUUUUUCGCGAGCCCUCAUUGAUAGAUGCCGGCAGGGUGCUGAAAAGGACAUACGAUAUGCUUGAACGCUGCCCGGACAACAUUCAUCCCCAGUACUACAUGAAAUCCUUUGUCUCUCUCAGCAGUGGCCUAGCGUCGUCGGCCGGCGCCAAUCAGAAUGGGCCAUUGAAAAAGCAUCCCAAAUUGUACCAAUGUUAUGACCCCAGUCAGCUUGAUAAUCGCUAUCAGGAAAAAUCGUCCACAGGCACGUACAGUAGAUUCAGCAACUUCCCGAAACAUCUCAUUGACACCAAAGCUGGCGAUAUGGAUGAUCUGAAAACAGAACAGCAGCAAUUAGAGGCAAAAAUAGCGGAACUGGAGAAACUGGAACUGGCUCUGAAAAACAAGGUUACGGACCAUUUGGUCCAGCAAGAGCACGAGAACCGGAUGCGAGAGGUGGAUAAAAAAUUUGCCGAAGCACUGGCCAACGAGGAAUCCCGCGUUGAAUUACAGCGAAAGCUGCUUCUGCUGCACAAGAAACAGUUCCGAGAGAAGGAGAAACAGGCGAUGCUUCAGGCACGUAAUGUCCAGCUGCAGAAAAAUGCCUCGGCGCGCGAAUAUGAGCUGGAAAACUUGCUGAAAACCCUGCAACAAGAGCGUCGACGAGACGAAACGGAAAUGAUGUUUGCUGAAGAAAAUAUCAAGCUGCGAGAGAUGGACGCUUUGAGUAAGCAAUACGAAACUAUCAUCAAACCAAAGGAAGAUCAAACUCUCGAUCAGCGCUAUCAUAAAGCAAUCAGGCAGUUGGAACGUCAAAAACAGAAGCUUUAUGAAGAUAUAGAGCAGGUUACACAAUACAACGAAGAGAAAAGUUCAUCGAAUGCAUCUGACUCCAGCACCUGGAAUUCGACCCAAAAAAGCAAGUUUCAGAGAGGUUCUGAGUUUGAGGUAUAUUCUGCCAAAAUCAAAUCGAUUGGAGAACAGCUGGAAUCGUUGCUGCAGCUGAACAAAAAUUCGAUGGAUGAUCUGCGAUACAGCUCGUUUGAGGACUAACACACUUUGCUCGAUAAGAUCUUCUGUCAAAAGUUGUAAGUGAAUU
This is a messenger RNA of Uranotaenia lowii, 3773 nucleotides long. Its product is annotated as TBC1 domain family member 31. The coding region runs from base 374 to 3727 and encodes 1117 amino acids. The record is from RefSeq and is a predicted model, not a curated record. The transcript is spliced from 10 exons. Gene Ontology annotation, molecular function: protein binding. Gene Ontology annotation, cellular component: centrosome. NCBI's taxonomy places the organism in Eukaryota, Metazoa, Arthropoda, Insecta, Diptera, Culicidae.